Molecule: messenger RNA, 1419 nt
Organism: Schistosoma rodhaini
Lineage: Eukaryota; Metazoa; Platyhelminthes; Trematoda; Strigeidida; Schistosomatidae
Source: the annotation of a GenBank genome assembly
AUGAUUGAAGUAAAAUCAAUGAAUGAGGAUCGUGUCCGAAAAAUAAAAUCAACUGCACAACUUGAACAAGAUCGGUUGCUAGCUACAAUACGCCAGUUACAAAAAGAGAAGGCAAUGGUUAGUCAUAAUACUAAACGUCGUAAAAUUAAUAACAAUCUGUUAAAAAUUACAAACCGACAUUCUUUGUCUUCGACAGCCUUAUUCAAUCCAGAUUCGCCGCUUAGUUUGGGCUCUGCGAAACGAGUUACCAAGCCUUCAGUACUUGAAAGCCAACGUAAAGAACGCGGAGGCGAAGAAACAAUGUCUUACUCAGAUCGAAUAUCGAAAAAUACACUGGACUCAACAAGUUCAGUUAAAAGGCAACUUACACCUGACAGUAUUGGUGUACAGAUUUACGACGAAGACUCAAACUUAGCACCUCAACGUACAGUUACUUCUGGUGUCAAACAAAACAACUCAAGUUCACCAAAUAAUACUCCAAGUAUAUCAUCCGAACCUCCUACAGAUGAAGAAGAAACAUCUCAACCGUAUCAUUAUGAUCUUCAAGAAAUAUCUGGAAAAAACCCUCUUGGGUUGGAUACGCCAUCGGAGUCUGAAAAUGAAACACCCGACUGAGACUCUUCGUAAACUAUCAAUAUUUUGACUCUCCACUUCUGUUUCACAUAAAAAACGUAGGCAAUUACUUUUUUUAUAACACACCACUAGUAAGACUUUUAAUUGUCAAGUGGUCUGUUUUUAUAACGUCAUUGUCACAUUCAUUUUUGCUUAUUGGCUUGAUUCAAUCAUUCACACACUUCUUAUAUGGAAAGUAUGACAGUUCUGUUUGUUUUAUUUAAUUAGUUUAGGAGGGAGUUAAAUUUCACUCCCUCUAAAUAUAAUGUCAUAUACUUGUAUAUUCAAUUAAAUGUAUCAUGUUGUUUCUACGUUCUACAAACAAUUCAGAAUAACUAAUUGUUUGUAUAUUAUCUAAAAACAAGUCAACUCACAAUAAAUAUAUCAUUUGCAGAUUUAAAACUAGUCCUUUUGAUAGUUUUGAUGAUAUUCAUGUUCGCGUUACGCCAUUGAAUGCGCAUAUCGGUUAUGAUUUCCCUUGAAAAUUCGUCAAUCCGCAAAUGCACUUGUCACUGAUUCUCACUAGCAAUCAACCCUGAAGAGUUUCACUAGUCAGCACAUAAUUAUCAGUAUAGGGUUGUGGAGCCUGUUCAGUUCACAUUGAUAUCAUCAACGGUGGAUGAAUGUUAGAGCUGGAAGUAGUGAACUGCCGUUUGGUCGUAGUAUGGGACUGGUGAGCAGUAGGUAUGGACGAUGCCACACGUGCGACUGGAACGCACCUUAGGUCUCACGUGUCCAGUCUUACUUAUUGUCUGUUUUUCGUGUGUAAAAUAAAUCACACGUAAAUAUAUUGAAUGGGCUUUCUAA